Molecule: messenger RNA, 3137 nt
Organism: Seminavis robusta
Lineage: Eukaryota; Bacillariophyta; Bacillariophyceae; Naviculales; Naviculaceae
Source: the annotation of a GenBank genome assembly
AGACAUCUCAAUGGCUGUGACCUCAUUUUUCUUUCACAGGCCACAUGGAAACUGCUACCGGCGGUAGCCAAUAGCUGGAGGUUUCGGUCAUUCUCAUUCAUUUGUUGGUUCUGGCUCAACACCAUGAAGUUCUUUCAAGCGGCUGGCAAGAAGUUGCUGCAGAGGAGCAUGCCUCCAGGGGACGAUUCAGGUCCAGAGUAUCACUACUGUGCGACAUGUCGUCCCUGUUGCUCGGCACCCCAUGGUCCCGUCUCCAUCACCACGGCAGCCGUGGCUUCGUUGGCCUUGAUUCUCUCUUGUAUGGUCGCCUUUGGUUGCAACAUGAUGGAAGCGGAAUUUCAUCACUGCGUUCCUGCAGCGCCGCUCUAUGGCUCGUGUGGGACCUGCCAUUGCAUCAUUGAGGGUGAAGAUGCGACCUGUCCAGCGGGAGAAGGCAAUGUACCCCGCUUGGUGUACCACCAGGAAACGGUGGAUCAGUGGAACAAUUUGAUUCAUGUCAAUCCCUACGAUCUCAAUUGUGACCCGUACCUAAACAAGGACUGCGAGACAGAACCACCACAGAGGUUUACGGCACUGGGAGAAACGGCGGUUUGUGCCAUUCGGUAUGUUGACCCACCACCACCACAACAACAACAACAAGCACAAGCACAACAAGCACAGCCCAAUGCAAGUAGUUUUCUGGAAACCUUAUCACCAACGGCCAAUAGCUUUAAAAAUGUUUCAUCGGCCGCCAAGGAUUGUCCCACCCACUACGAAACUGUCACGUUUGCCAGCGAGGAACUCUUUCUUCGAGUACAAGAACAACAAGAAGAGAAUGGGGAAACACUGCAGAUUACGCACUAUGGAGCCUGCGGCGUCUGCAGCAAUUUGCAAGAUUUGGCCGUCUAUGUCGCCAAUCCCGAUUUGACGUCCAAAGGACAAGAAUGCGGCGCCAAGGCACUCUUCAGUCAACAGCUGGGUGUCGAGUGCUUUAUUCGAGCUGGAUAUACGCCGGCGUGUGCCAAAAUGUGGAUGUACAAUACACUCGAGACCGGAGACAAAUGCAAGGAUCUGUGUCUUCCCUUUACGUUUCAGGGCAUGCCCAACAAUGGACCACCCCCCACUUGUACCAUUGCCGAUUGCCUUUGGUGCGAUGAAGUCUAUUCCGGACCCAACUUUAAAAAGGUGGCUGCCCGAACCCGACGACGAUCGGGGCUGCUGAGUGCCAUUGCCCGGCCCUGCGAUGAUAUUCUCAUUGUCAAUCACGAGGAUCCUUGCCCGCCAUUGUCGGGCACCACACCCAUUCCGGCACGACAAAAACCGGAACCGACUUGUCAAUUCUUCAAAACACCCAUGGGACCCUUUUUCUACAAGACAAACUCCACCUUGAGUUUUAUCGAUCUGGGGCCAUUGGCGUCCAAAGAGACCAAGUAUACUCGUUCCUAUUACAACAAGUGCUCUCGUUUCCGUUUUGAACGAUCCUUUGAAGGAUUCUGGCACGAUGUGGGAGAGCAGCUGGGUGCGCCGUGGCGUGCUUCGGCUGGAUUUGCAGCAUUGGCAACAGCUCUCGGUACCGUGUCGGUCAUUUUGACGUGGAGUACCACCUGUGCGGCCUUUCGGCAAAACUUUUGGUAUGCCAUGACAGUCAGCUAUGGGCUUUGUUCCUUGUUCCAGUUGUUGAGUCUCGUCUUGUUUGCCUCGGAGGUGUGUCCCGAUGGCGGGUGUAAGGUUGGAGAAGAUACGUGGGAAGCCGUAUUGGCGGGGAUCUUUUGGAUGAUUGCUUGUAUGCUGGCCGGGUUUACAAGACGUCCAGCCAGACCAGGAGAGACGGUUGCCUGCGGUUGCUGUCCCUCGGGAGAUGUCUUUCAUCCCAUCCUGUACCAACACGGUCAUGAACUGGAUGACCUUCCUCUCAGUGAACGGCCUUUGCAAUCUACUGGAAUGGAUAACGAGGAAAAAUCGCCAGAGGGAGAGGCUGCGGAAGGUGAAGCCAACAACAACGACGGCGAAGAGGAGAAGGAAGCUUUGCUGCCGAGGAAGAGCCAGACUACACGAGUUACUAUCACGGAAACAGCAUUGGAGGACGGCACACAUGUGACCAGAAAGAUCACGGUCACGGCCGACGGCGCUAAAACCGUGGAAGAAACUUACAGGAAAUCAAGGGAGCCAAGGCGAAGGAGCGAGGAAGGAAACUGACGAAAAUGGAACUAAGCUUCUUGUUCAGUCUGCAACAUAAUGGGAGGGGAGGUCAGCGGAUCCUCUGCUGGAUAUUCCAGACCAGCGUGGGGUUUAGAUGAUCUCCAUACCGAUACUAUUUGUCACCACAAGAGACACAAGCCUGGCCAGAAACUGAGCUGGGACUAUCUUUUGCUCACGCGGUCCAGUUUCCAGUUGCUUGUGUAAGGAUUUAGAAGUUAAGGUCGUAUCGGUGCACCUGUCUUGUCUCGCCCGAGAUGUGGAGGUCGGUACGAAUUCUGAAAGUUUUUUUCUGAUGAAAUCUGGUUACCAAGCUCCAGUUUUUUUAAGCUCCCAAUCGCUUUCGUCUCUAGAUUGAAUAGAUCAUUGACCUUUUGCAUUGGGAUCAGUGCAAAACCGCCUACAAAGCUCAAAACACCCACGUAGAGCUGAUCAUUGAAAACUGGUAUCUCGAUGACACCGCACGAAAGGUGAUACACAAGUGGAACUGGGCGCCUGAAAUCUGGACAGGAAAUGUACACUCGUAGUGAAAUGAAAAGAAGUGUGAUUUGGAUAAUUCGCUCACUCGUCUGGCAAAUACAAAUUGACGGCAGACCCAAUGUAUAUUGUUUUUUGAUCCGACGUAACCUCCAUUGUCCGAAAGCCAUACAUGAAGCGAGAGGCAUCAAAGACCUCGCUUUCAACAAUUCUCCAGUCGGCACCAUCUGUCGAUGCCCACAAUUGAGCCCUGUCGUCUCUACUGGAUCCAGCAAAGGUGCCAAUGAAGUAAAUGCCAUUCACAUCUGCGCUGGACCAAGUGUAGUCAUUUCCUUGCUGGCGUUCUCCAAAGUGCUCCCUUUGCUGUACACCAAAGCCGGAUCCAGUUAUAAGCUCCCAAUCGCCGUCAUCUAGAUUCAAUAGAUCAUUGACCUUUUGCGUUCGGAUCAGCGCAAAACCGCGUACAAAGCUCAAAACACCCACGU